AUUUAGAUAGAAGGUUUAGGGUAAAUUAGAAAUUAAAAAAAAAAAUACACAACAAUAAUUAAACUUUGGUCAAAGCUCUCUACAAUCUCUAUAGAAGUCAAAAACCCUCACUGAAAAGAGCCAACAUUUUGUACUUUGCUUGCUCUAUUAAAAAGAAACAAAAUGGCUACUACCUUCUUUAGGAGACUCGCCAAAGCCACUCCAGCUUCCUUCAACAAUGCAUUUGGAGGUCAACCGAAGUCAGAUUUUGCUGGAUUUCGCUUCGCAGCAAUCGCAGCCGUCGCCGGUGGAAUCUCCACUUACUAUUGCUUCUCGGAGUCGAAUUUGGUGCAUCUGGAUCAAAUCAACGAAGAGACAGGUCCAAAAGUUGCUCUGAAGUCUGAUAAGUGGCUUGAAUUUAAGUUGCAAGAUACUGCAAGGGUUAGUCACAACACUCACUUGUUCAGGUUUUCAUUUGAUCCCACUGCUAAGUUGGGUUUAGAUGUCGCUUCAUGCAUCCUUACAAGGGCUCCAUUAGGACAAGAUGGUGAAGGAAAAACAAAAUAUGUCAUAAGACCGUACACUCCUAUAUCGGACCCAGAUGCUAAGGGAUACUUUGACUUGUUAAUAAAGGUGUAUCCGGAAGGAAAAAUGAGUCAGCAUUUUGCUAGCUUAAAACCAGGUGAUGUAGUUGAAGUGAAAGGGCCCAUUGAAAAGCUCAGAUAUUCUCCCAAUAUGAAGAAACACAUUGGCAUGAUUGCAGGUGGGACAGGCAUAACUCCAAUGCUUCAGGUAAUUGAGGCUAUAAUGAAGAAUCCUGAUGACAACACUCAGGUGUCACUGCUUUAUGCGAAUGUCUCCCCAGAUGAUAUAUUGCUCAAGCAGAAGCUUGAUAUUCUUGCUGCUACACACCCAAAUCUUAAGGUAUUCUACACUGUGGAUAAUCCAUCAAAAAAUUGGAAAGGAGGUGCCGGUUACAUUUCAAAGGAUACGGUAAAAAAAGGCUUACCUGGUCCUGGUGAAGAUACUCUGAUCCUUGUAUGCGGUCCACCUGGGAUGAUGGAACACAUAUCCGGUGAUAAGGCUAAAGACUAUUCACAAGGAGAGCUAACUGGCAUACUUAAAGAACUCGGAUACACUGAGCAAAUGGUUUACAAAUUUUGAAAUAUGGAGGCAUUCAAGGAUUUGAAGAGAUGACUCUCACAUGGUUUGGUUUGAACAUAAAUUUUGGGUAAUAAAUGUUUCCCGAAAGAACACUGAUGAGGCAGAAUUUAAAGCCCAUGGUAUCAAAUAAUUUUUUUUAGUCAUAUACAAUGUAAAAUAGUACAUUGUCAACGCUUGUAGCAGUGAAAUCAUGAUAAAAAGAUCUUUAGAAAGUCCCUGCAAUCAGUUGUUUGUGGGUUGAUGUUAUGUCUGAAUCAGAUGGUGCCAAAUUUGGCCAGUUGUUUGUUUUGAUGGAUCCAUUUUGUGGGUAAGUGAGAAUUACUAUGAUCACAAUUUUGAGAAAGGUUAUCUCUCUUUUCUCCAAAAAAAAAAAUA
Durio zibethinus is the source of this 1518-nucleotide messenger RNA. RefSeq names its product NADH-cytochrome b5 reductase-like protein. The record is from RefSeq and is a predicted model, not a curated record. Gene Ontology annotation, molecular function: cytochrome-b5 reductase activity, acting on NAD(P)H. NCBI's taxonomy places the organism in Eukaryota, Viridiplantae, Streptophyta, Magnoliopsida, Malvales, Malvaceae.